AUGCACUCUUCUGAGUCAGAGACGAAUGAAGAGGAUGGUAAUGGCAGAGAGAGAAAAAAAUUCACCAGGCUUAGUGACGAUGAGUAUCUUUCAGAUAAUUUAUCAACUUUCCAUGUACAAGAUUACAAAGGGUUCGAAGAAAACAGUGGCAGAAAGAGAAAAAUGUAUCACUUAAAGCAUGGAGUGUGCAUUAAACGCGAGCACUGGGAAUCCAUGAAGAAAAUGUUUGAUGCUAAGGAGUAUAUCAAAUUUUUUAUACAUUCUUUGUACAAAGAAGAGGAUUUAAUAGACAAAGCAUUUGUUUUGGGCGGUUGCAAACGAGACCGUAUACCUGGUAGGAUUCGCUCAGAAUUUUCAGCUGACGAGAAAGCAGCUAUCAGAAAAACAUUUUUCUGCUGGGUUGAUAAAACUUCUCAGAAUAAAAAGCAAGCAAAAUAUCACAAAAAUCACUGGAAAACGUACAUAAGUGACCAUAUAAACAGCUUAAUCGAACGUGAGAAAACUAAAAAUGAGUGGACGAAGGUCAAGGCUACGUAACGGUUGUUACUCAAAGAGACAUAAAAGACGCUUGGUACAAGCGCAGAAUGAAAAAGAUGCCAAA
Molecule: messenger RNA, 601 nt
Organism: Phymastichus coffea
Lineage: Eukaryota; Metazoa; Arthropoda; Insecta; Hymenoptera; Eulophidae
Exons: 4
Coding region: 1-537 (178 amino acids)
Source: RefSeq, a predicted model, not a curated record